AUGGGUCGCGUCAGGACGAAGACUGUCAAGAAGGCUGCCAGAGUUAUCAUCGAGAAGUAUUACACUCGAUUAACACUAGACUUCCACACCAACAAGAGGAUAUGUGAGGAAAUCGCUAUCAUCCCCACAAAGCCACUGCGUAACAAAAUCGCUGGAUUUGUUACUCAUUUAAUGAAACGAUUGCGUACAAGUCAAGUUCGUGGUAUUUCCAUUAAAUUGCAAGAAGAAGAACGUGAGAGGAGAGACAACUAUGUACCAGAAGUUUCUGCUCUUGAACAAGAUGUUAUUGAAGUCGAUACUGAAACCAAAGACAUGUUGAAAAUGCUGGAUUUCCAAAACAUCUCAGGAUUACAACUUGUCCUCAGCGGAACCCAGUACCCCAAGAGGAAUUAA
Macrosiphum euphorbiae (potato aphid) is the source of this 393-nucleotide messenger RNA. The record is from the annotation of a GenBank genome assembly. Lineage: Eukaryota; Metazoa; Arthropoda; Insecta; Hemiptera; Aphididae.